AUGAGUACAAAGUCAUGGUUUUCUAAAAAGAAAACAAAAUACAAGAACAACGAAAUUUUCCACAUACGUCAUUUUGGUAGAGGGAUUUACUAUGACAUCAAGAAUCGGUUAGUAUCUUACUACAUUUCAGACAUUAAAGAAGGUUUGACUUAUAGAACCAUUCCCUCAACAAUUUAUAUAUUUUUCACUAAUUUGUUACCAGCCAUUGCAUUUGCCCAGGAUAUGUUUGAUCAUACGAAAAACUCCUACGGGGUAAACGAAAUUCUAUUGUCAUCAGCAAUGGCUGGUAUUAUUUUUGGGUUGUUUUCUGGCUCUCCCCUUUGUAUUGUGGGAGUGACAGGUCCAAUUUCUAUCUUCAAUUACACAGUCUACGAAAUCAUUGAACCCAAGGGUAUUCCUUAUUUUCCUUUUAUGUGCUGGAUUUGUUUAUGGUCUAUGCUGUUUCACUUUCUUCUAGCAUUCACAAAUGCAGUGAAUUUUAUGAGAUAUGUGACCAAAUUUUCUUGUGAUGUUUUUGGGUUUUUCAUUAAUAUUGUCUAUAUACAAAAGGGGAUUCAAAUUUUGUCUAAUCAAUUUGAGAAGGGAACAGUAGCCAGUGGGUUUGCAUCUGUGAUGGUGGCAUUAUUGAUGGGGAUAUUUGGGAUAUCAGCCCAAUUUUUCGGUUCGAAAUCUCAAUAUUUGCCUUACAAGAUCCGGACCUUUAUACGAGAUUACAGUACGCCACUAUGCGUUGUCUUUUUCACCGGAUUUAUCCAUUUCGGAGGUUACUUGAAUAACGUGGACUUUAUCAAGCUACCGAUUACCAAGACCUUUAGACCAACAGAUACAGUCAAUAGAAGAGAUGACUGGUUCAUCAGAUUUUGGGAGGGAGUAACCGUUGGUAAUGUGUUUUUGGCUGUUCCAUUUGCUAUAUUGUUGACUGCUUUAUUCUAUUAUGAUCAUAAUAUUUCGUCAUUAAUUUGCCAGUCUUCUGAGUUUCCCUUGAAAAAACCAGCAUCCUUUCAUUACGAUUUUCUGUUAUUGGGGAUCACAACAGGAGUUUCGGGUUUAAUUGGUAUACCAGCACCUAAUGGACUAAUUCCACAAGCACCCUUACAUACACAUUCCUUAUGUGUCUAUGAAUUUGAUCCUAAGACAGGGGCGAAUAUAAUAUCGAAAGUAGUUGAACAAAGAUUGAGUAACACAUUACAAGGUUUGAUGACAUUGGGUAUGAUGACUCGGCCAUUGUUGGUUGUUUUGGGGACUAUUCCUCAAUGUGUGUUAGCUGGACUUUUUUGGAUUAUGGCCAUUACAACCAUCGAUGGAACAGAUGUGAUGAAAAGACUCAGGUUUCUAUUUCUAAAUAAGGAAUGGAAGAAAAAAUUAGCCCAAAUUGUAAUUGCUGAUUAUCGGGCAGAACAGGAAAGAAAAGCAAUGUCUUCUUUAGGAAAUGGGUGUAUUAAUUAUGAAAAUGAAUCAGAUGUCGCAUUCUCAAGAACCAGAGGAGACAUUCCUUCAACCGAAUGCAGCAGUCGAAAGGAAAACACAUCCACAACAGAAGAGAAAGUCGAGCAUAUCGUACCUGCUGAUUUUCCAUAUGAAUAUUACAUUACGGAGCCGAAAUACUUUAUCAUAUAUUUAGUUUUUGAGCUUCUAGCAUUUGCUGGGGAGUAUAGUAUCACAUGUACCAAGGGUGCUAUUGGUUUUCCUGGCGUAUUGAUUUUAAUCUUGGUGUUGGUACCCAUCGUUUUCCCCAGGGUAUUCCCUAAAGAGCAAUUAGACUUACUAGAUUCCGAAGCUGCAGAUGAACUAAUUCUUGAAAGCUUAAAACUAAAAAAGCAAACUUCAGAAACUGAAAAUGUUUCUAGUAUAGAUUACGAAUUAGGUCAUCUUAACUCAAUGACAGGUAGAUAA
Messenger RNA from Pichia kudriavzevii, 1893 nucleotides. RefSeq lists its product as uncharacterized. Gene Ontology annotation, molecular function: borate efflux transmembrane transporter activity; solute:inorganic anion antiporter activity. The record is from RefSeq and is a predicted model, not a curated record. The coding region runs from base 1 to 1893 and encodes 630 amino acids. The transcript has a single exon. Lineage: Eukaryota; Fungi; Ascomycota; Pichiomycetes; Pichiales; Pichiaceae. Gene Ontology annotation, biological process: monoatomic ion homeostasis; monoatomic anion transport; borate transport. Gene Ontology annotation, cellular component: plasma membrane; fungal-type vacuole.